AUGCACUAUACGAAAACGCAGGGGAUGAUUGUGGAUAAAUACGACCCGCGAACUAAUCCUGGGGUCUUCACUUUAAAGGGCGAAUACGAACCAGGGAUCACUCAGGUUGUUGUAGAUGAGCACGCGAGAGUGGAAGCUUUAGAAAGAGAGUUGAAGACUGAUCAGGUUCGCACAACGGUGAAGUUUCAUCCGGUUAACUCCGUGAAAGAACGCGAUAUGCAGCCUCUCACUAGCAGUGAAGUGAAUGCUAGUCGGCUAUCGUCAACAGCGUCGUCCACACUGAGCAGAAAAGAGGGCGGCGCUGCGUACCGUAUGGAUGCAACAGAGAGCGUUGCGAGCACUCAGGCUACGGGGCGACUCGCGGCGUGGCGGGUAGAAGUUGGCAAUAGCGCUGGAGAAGGUGAGGGCGGCGUUACUCUGAUGGCGAUCAACAGCUUCUGGCACUACAUCUCGGAGUUUUUCGAACUAUUCCGAAGGACCACAGGACAGAGAUGA
Perkinsus marinus ATCC 50983 is the source of this 495-nucleotide messenger RNA. RefSeq lists its product as hypothetical. The transcript has 6 exons. Lineage: Eukaryota; Perkinsozoa; Perkinsida; Perkinsidae. The coding region runs from base 1 to 495 and encodes 164 amino acids. The record is from RefSeq and is a predicted model, not a curated record.